CCAUCUCCACUAGAAAUUUUGUGAAAAUAAUUAAAAAAAUCUUUCCAUAGUUUUUAGCGUUCAGUUUAUUGCUACCAUUCGGUGCAUUCUAAUAUUCUGCCGCCAACGGAUUAACAUCUUCAUAGUGGACGAUUAAAAUUUAAUUAAAGAAAAUUAUGUUCGCGAAAGACUGUUUUCUGCUUGCCUUAGUUCUCUGUUUUGCUUGCUGUACUUGUGAAUUUGCUAAAAAAGAAACGAAAAAUGAAAUAUUGCAAAGGCAUAAAAGAGUGAUACCAUGGUUACAAACUGCAGGUUGUGGUUUCAUUGCAGCCAUGGCAAUUCCAUUACAAAAUAUUGGCAGACACGUUUUCAUGGCGUUCAACUUUGAGGCGCAUUAUGGUCUAGCUGACAACAAUACCUUUUCACCGUCUGGCGUCAACAGUUGGUUCAAAGGAAAAAGAUCUGUUGACAACAUGCCGUUGUCGAUACCUUCGAAUGAAAUUCAACCGACACCGCUAAGAAGCAACAGUAAAACCACUAAACUGUUCACAAGAACCCGUGCGUAUGGUGCAAUAAAAAGGAAUUUGUCUAAAUUGGGAUAUAACGGAACGUCGUGCUUACUGAAAAUUAUAUGUGAAACAGCCGAAGUACCUGUGAAUCCUAAUAAUGGCAUACUGGGCAGUAUAUUCCACGUCGUUUUUACACCAUCGUCAUCUGAAGACGAAGGACUUCCAAAUGAUUUUUACGAGGCCGAGAAUAACGGUGCGAUGGGAGACUGUUCAGCCUACAAUGGUCACUGUCCGAAUAAUAUGUUAGACACUGUAUCCAAAACGAUGUUUUUAAAAUAAAAAUUUCACAAAUUUCC
Messenger RNA from Bradysia coprophila, 844 nucleotides. RefSeq lists its product as uncharacterized. The record is from RefSeq and is a predicted model, not a curated record. Lineage: Eukaryota; Metazoa; Arthropoda; Insecta; Diptera; Sciaridae.